AUGACAUGAUGAUUCCGUACCUGCCUGUCGCGCAAGCAGCCACCAAUCACUACUCCAUUGACCUACCAGAAAGUUUGAGAGCAAUUCGAUCUUCAGUUAUUUGAUUCCCUCGGCCAAGGCGUCUUAAUACUGUCUAUAUUCCACUAUACUAGAAUCUUUCAUUGGCCGCUGGCUUUUAUACCAAACCAUCCAUUCUCCCAUAAUACCAUUGUCUAUCUGUGCCCAUUUGGUCUGCGGGCUGCAGGGUGUCACCUCCGAAUAACUCAGUUCAUUCCAUACCUUACCUUACCUUACGGAUAGGUAGCGGAAGAUCUGACACCGGCCUAUGUCGACCUGCCUGCCAACCUACCAAUAGGCCUCCUGACCAACAGAUUUGGGGGCUAAUGUAGUUGGCCCGGACGCCCAAGCCACACAGUAUCGUUAGCAAUCCUACGAAGUAGACAAUCCUUCAACCGUACUCCAACAAUGAGCAAGUUCGGCGUUAUGGUAAUGGGGCCCGCAGGGGCAGGCAAGUCCACCUUCUGCUCCGCCCUCAUCACCCACCUGACACUCAAUCGACGCUCUGCCUUCUAUGUCAACCUGGAUCCCGCCGCGGAGUCCUUCGACCAUGAGCCCGACCUCGACAUCAAAGAUCUCAUCUCCCUCAAGGAUGCUAUGGAGGAGGUAGGGCUCGGCCCCAAUGGCGGCCUGAUAUACUGCUUCGAGUUCCUAAUGGAGAAUCUUGACUUCCUUACCGAAGCCCUCGAUUCCCUGACGGAAGAGUACCUCAUCAUCUUCGACAUGCCCGGUCAGAUCGAGCUCUACACGCACAUCCCUAUCCUCCCCGCCCUCGCCCGCUUCCUGAGCCACACUGGUUCACUCGAUAUCCGUCUUUGCGCCACAUACCUCCUCGAAGCUACCUUCGUCGUCGAUCGAGCCAAGUUCUUCGCCGGCAGCCUCAGCGCCAUGAGUGCCAUGAUCAUGCUGGAGAUACCUCACCUCAAUGUUCUUUCCAAGAUGGAUCUCGUCAAGGACCAAGUCCGCAGGAAGGACCUGAACCGCUUCCUUACGCCGGAUUCCACCUUGCUAGACGAUGAUCCGGCACCGGGCGCAAUCGGCCGCGAGCCUCGCUCGACGACAGAGGACGAAGACGACGGGAGCGGUAACGCCCACGAGCGGGACCUAAUCAUGCGCGGGGCUAGCUUCAGGAGGCUGAACCGGGCCGUGGCAGGGUUAAUCGAGAAUUUUAGCAUGGUGAACUACCUGAAGCUCGAUGUGUCUGAUGAGAGCAGCGUCUCCGCCAUCUUGAGCUACAUCGACGACAUUAUCCAAUAUCACGAGGCGCAGGAGCCCAAAGAACUAGGGGAUGACCAGUUCGAGGAGCCACCAGAGGAGAGCUAGAUGCUCAACACAUUCUGAAGCUCUUGAGCUACACCGGCUCCACAGCCUAUAGUGGAUUUGUAUCAAAUGUUGGGCUUGGAGAAGAUCACAAUUGCAUAGCGACGGCGUCAGGAAGGUCAUGUUGUUCUCUUCUUUGCCAUCGUGAAUGUGGGACAUGGGGACACAUCACCACAAAACAAAAUACCAUCACGUCUUUUCAAUGAGAUUUGCUCAUGUUCCCGUAUCACGUCGUCCGUAGCUAGUUGUAUUUCGCGGCACAGGGCCUGUAGACCCAAGCUCUUCAACAGUCCAAUGCCGUUGAGUCCGGAAUCCGACCGCAUGCUUUAGUGCAUCGCGUCACUCCUUUAGACCCCCCGUGUUGCGGGAAGUAAUGCACCUCUGCCAACCAUCCAAUCUUUGUCAGUUUGCUUUUCCAUCCCUGUAGUUUACU
This is a messenger RNA of Sodiomyces alkalinus F11, 1810 nucleotides long. RefSeq lists its product as hypothetical. Gene Ontology annotation, molecular function: GTPase activity. Lineage: Eukaryota; Fungi; Ascomycota; Sordariomycetes; Glomerellales; Plectosphaerellaceae. The transcript has 2 exons. Bases 466 to 1380 code for a protein of 304 amino acids. The record is from RefSeq and is a predicted model, not a curated record.